AGACAGACAACACGGCUCAUCAACAGGAAACGGACCCCUUCUAUUGACGGAUGUGAGCUUCGCACAUUCCGUGGAAACUUUGGUCAGUGGCGAGCUAUUACAGCUGAGCUCCGACCGAAUUCGUGUCAAGACCAUGUGCUUGCAGUGUUUCAAAAACAAUGGGUGUGUUCAUGGACGGGAAUAUUCCUGCCUCCUCAAGACACUCAGUCAGCCCGAAAGCUACCUCUACCGAGGACGUUAGAAUUCAAUUGCGACUAGGCGUGGCCGGCUUCCCACGGAUCAGAAGCACUGCUACAACGGAGUAUGUUACACAGGUUGGCUACACAAUCAUUCCGCUGGGUUGAGAGCGGCCACAGGACCUACUUAUAUGGGCCGGAGUACCUGUCGAGAGUUUUCCAGCCACCUCGCCAGUCGACCUCGCUGGUUGCAUCGAGGCAUUGCUUGGGUGAUUUGCUUGGAUAGACCGGGGGUCCCACGUUUCCAGACCGCACGAGCGAACAUGAUGGUUUACAAAGUCGAAAGCUUAGUCGAGUUCUCUGAUAUGGGCGGUGAUGAACUGACUGGCGUCUUUGCGGCCAUUUCUCAGCGUCAGCGUCAGGGGUUUACAAGGAGCCAGGGUUGGCCGAGUCAGAGAUUUCACUGCUCAUUGCCUCCCCCCACAGACAAGAUUUCCAUGAAUGUAUGGAGUAGUACUUCAGUUCCCACUGCAACGCCAUGUGAGGAACCAAUUUCCCAGGAGCCUCUGAUUUACCGCCGAGCCGGUUCGAAUCUACCAAGUACCAGGAUCCGCCCUUUUGAGAACCGGAGCCUUGAUCCACCAAUCACGAGAAGAGAAAUGAUCGCACUCAGGUACCCUCUGCACCAGCAUUCCCCGUGCAACGUGAGGUGCAUUUGUUGUGGUGGUACGCUGGCCCCUGCGUUCCAGGGACAUUCCAGAGGGGGUGGGGGGAUGGGAUCGGGGCGGAAAUCAAAUCCGCUUCGGCGUUGCGGGAUCAACCUUCACCUAGCUGAAUUGGGUUGCCAUCUAUUCACAACGGAGACGGUUGCAUCGGUGGCGCCCUGGUCACGAGAUUUUGGCAAUGAUAGACAGAAGAUCGCAUUAAUGCAGAGAUGAUAUCACCUCGACUCUCCUGGUCAUGUGUCUGCCUGUCGAAUGGUGGCUGCAAGCAAUGUUGGUGACCGCAACGGCCGCUUCGGCAUCCUCUUCUUACUCGUACCUCAAUCGCGGAGAUCACUAAUCUCCAAGAGCAACCCGGGGGAGUAGACCUGGUCAACGAGGCCCAUUCCAAGCUCCAUCCCUCUCGGGAGGCGGCGAUCGUCCGUUUGGGGCCGUGCCCAGCAUUCCU
This is a messenger RNA of Aspergillus brunneoviolaceus CBS 621.78, 1346 nucleotides long. RefSeq lists its product as uncharacterized. The coding region runs from base 368 to 1114 and encodes 248 amino acids. The transcript has 2 exons. The record is from RefSeq and is a predicted model, not a curated record. Lineage: Eukaryota; Fungi; Ascomycota; Eurotiomycetes; Eurotiales; Aspergillaceae.